GGACGGAUCAGAUGAAUAUGUGAGUAGCCUUGUCUCUUUCUCUCUUUUUCUCUCUCCAUUGCAUCGUGGUAUUGAAGUGACAGUUCGACUAACUAUAGUAAAAAGACUAGUCUGAAAAAUCCUCUGCCUUGUUCAACAUUCAAAGAAUCAGAAAACUUUAAAUGUAAUGCCAAUUGGAAAAAUGGAUUUAGAAGAAGAACUUUUGCAAAUGCACACAACAGAUGUUCAAAAUUCUAAUCUUUAUAAAUUACUUCUAAAGAGUUUGCAAUCAAAACACUUUGCAGUUUUUAAAAGUUUCAUUAAUAAGGCUCUAAAGAAACAUGAAACUGGAAUUAAUGUGGAUUAUGCUUUUCCGGAUCCCUAUAAUAAAACAUUUUUGGACAUAGCUUGCUGCGAAGGAUUAAAAGAUUUUGUAGAAUUAUUGCUGGAAUUAGGUGCAAAUCCUAAUAAAAUUAAUGAAACAUACAAUCGAUCGCCACUUCAUUUUGCUGCAGAAAAUGGACAUGCAGAAGUUUUACAAAUACUUUUGGAAGAUCCAGCCAUUAAUCCUAAUCUCGAAGUAGGACGUCAAACUGCUUUUCAUAUUGCUGUCAAAAAUAAAGAUCUACAAUGUGUUAAAGUACUUUUAAGUGCAGAAGCAAGACCAGAUAUUGCAAAUGCCAAAGGAAUAACAGCUAUUCAUCAAGCUGCUUUAACAAGACAAAAAGAAAUCGUUCAUUUAAUUCUCAGUACAAAAUUUACAAUUCCUUUGGAUAUUGAUACUUUUAGAGAUUAUAAACAACAAACUGCAAGGGAUUUAUUGAAACAAAAUUGUCCUGAAUUUGAUUUACCAGAACAAAAAUCACGAAAAGUUGAUUUUAAUCUAUUAAGGUACUAUUUAGAUGCAAAUGAUGAGAAGAAUUUUUUGAUAAAUUUAUCACAAAUUAAUGAUAAUGAAUCAAUUAAUUUUAAUGAACUUAUAAAAAUUGCUUCAGAACAUAAUUUAUCUGAGGCAAUUGUCAAAUUAAUAAGUAGAGAGGAACUUGUCGAAAUGUCAGAAGCAGCAGAAAUUGCUGUACGUCGUGGUCAUUAUGAAGUGUUGAAAAAAAUUUUAAAUUAUGAUUGUCAUAUAGGAAAAAAAUUGCUUAUUUUAGCUUGUCAGGAAUUGUCAACACCAUGUAGAAGAAGUUUAGAUUAUCAAAAGAUAAGGCUUAAAUGUUUGAAAAUUAUUCUUAAACAACAAGAUGUUGACGUACGCAUUGAAGAUGAAAAGGGAAAUACUCCAUUACAUUAUGCGGCAAGAGCUGAAAAUUCAGAAGCAGUGGAACUAUUAUUGCAAGCUGGAAGUUACAUUGGUCAUCUAAAUCAAUUAGGUGUUCCUCCUUUGGCUCAUAUAAGCUCUGAGAUAUUAAAUAAUUAUUUUAAUACCUGCAUCAAUAGUAGCAAUGAACGUUCAGACGAUUGUGAAAUACAUUUUGAUUAUAAAUGUUUAAUGCCUAAUGUUUUUAAAAAUAAUGGAGAAGAACCACUUUUAGGUAGUAAUCAACGGAAUUCGAAUAAAAAUAUUAUGGAAAUGCAAUCAUUACGAUACAUAGCGGAAACUAAAGCAUUGAAGCAUCUUUUAAAGCAUCCACUGUUAACAUCAUUUUUAUUUAUCAAAUGGAGCAGAAUUCGUUAUAUUUUAUAUGCUAAUUUAUUUUUUUACUUCAUGUUUUACGUGUUAAUGAAUACGUAUAUAAUUUUUGUAAAUUCAAAGGAGGAGAAUUUAAAGAAUAAUGUUCGAACAGCAGAAGAGGGUAUAUUUUUGUCAAUAACUGGCAUUGCAUUAAUAAUUCUUGCGAUAAGAGAAAUAUGUCAGUGUUUAUCUUCACCAGGUCACUAUCUCACAAGUUUUGAAAAUUGGUUUGAAAUAGCAUUAAUAAUUUUGGCAGCAAUAUUUUUAGGCAACAAUAAUGCCCAAAUUGGAGCAAUAGUGAUAUUGUUUUCAGCUUGGGAGCUAGUCAUUCUAAUUGGUCAAUUACCUAAAAUGUCAACGGGAAUUGAAAUAUUUAAAAAAGUUUCCCUUAAUUUUAUGAAAUUUCUUUUCUUAUAUGCAUUUUUGAUACUUUCAUUUGCAUUGGCGUUUUAUACUUUAUUCAAAGAUGGUGCUGAUGACAAUAAACCUUUUCCAAAUGCAGCUCAAUCAAUUUUUAAAACAAUUGUAAUGCUAACGGGAGAAUUUGAAGCCAGCGACAUACCAUUUGUAAUUCAUCCUGUUUUGGGUCAUGUAAUUUUUGUACUUUUCGAAUUUUUAAUUGCUAUUGUUCUUUUUAAUUUAUUAACUGGUCUUGCUGUUAGUGACACACAGGAAAUAUUGUCUGAAGCCGAACUUGUUAGUUUAAUUUCACGGACCAAACUGAUUUCAUACAUUGAAGGAGUAACAGUGGGUUUACCAUAUCAUUCGAGAAAUAAAUUAUCUUGUUGCCUACAACCAAUUGUGCGAAAUUCAACAAUUAGUCCACUCUAUUUAAUUGCUAAGAGAGUUAUAAUAUUUAAAAAAUUUUUACCCGAAGGUAAAUUAAGCGUUAAACCAUAUAAGAAUCAUGAAAUUGUACUACAAGGACGUCGAAAUUUUGCAUCAAAAGCAUUUCCAAUUCUUCAAUUAGACUCAUCGAUUACAAUAAGUGCAAAAUCAAUUCUCUCCGAACGUGAAUAUAUUUCCAAAGAGGAUAAAAUUAUUUCUAAAUUAGAAUCAUUUAACAAAAGACUGGAGAAAAUUGAGACUCUUAUUUUGACAUUGGGAGAAUCUUUACAAGCAAAUAAAAAUGUAUCUGACAAUGAAAAUAUUGAUAGUUAGCUUUAUUUUAUAUGAUAAAAAUUGACUUCAUGAGUAAAAAUAUGUUUUAGACAUAUACAGGAAAAAAAAAAUUAAAAAAGACAUAUUUGGAAACAAAUAUUAUUAGAUUUAUGUAAUUAUAAUAAUAAUAUUCUUAGAGAUUUAGUGAGUUAAAGAAAAACUUAUUUUUAAUAAGAAUCUAUUAAAUAAUGUUGAUUUAAUUUUGUAAUUUAUAUAUUUUAUAAUAGAAAUAUUUAAAUAUGCGAACUUUUUGUAAAAUGCAAUGUGAUAAUUAAAAAACAAGACAAUAAUAAACCCAGUAUUUUUCAACUAUUUAUGUAGUUAUUUUUUUAACGUCUUAUAAUAUUAAAUAUCGCCAUGCUACAUUCCGGACCGUGCAUACAAUUUUAUUAAAACAGACUAAAUUUUCUAAUUAGACAUAUAAAAAUACUUCCUAUUACAAUGAUAGAAUGGAAAUAGGAAAAAGAAUUUA
Leptopilina boulardi is the source of this 3287-nucleotide messenger RNA. RefSeq names its product transient receptor potential cation channel protein painless (gene pain). The transcript has 6 exons. Gene Ontology annotation, molecular function: monoatomic ion channel activity; protein binding. Gene Ontology annotation, cellular component: membrane. The record is from RefSeq and is a predicted model, not a curated record. The coding region runs from base 167 to 2815 and encodes 882 amino acids. Gene Ontology annotation, biological process: transmembrane transport; monoatomic ion transport. NCBI's taxonomy places the organism in Eukaryota, Metazoa, Arthropoda, Insecta, Hymenoptera, Figitidae.